Entelurus aequoreus (snake pipefish) is the source of this 3099-nucleotide messenger RNA. RefSeq names its product kelch repeat and BTB (POZ) domain containing 12 (gene kbtbd12). Gene Ontology annotation, molecular function: protein binding. Bases 68 to 1927 code for a protein of 619 amino acids. The record is from RefSeq and is a predicted model, not a curated record. NCBI's taxonomy places the organism in Eukaryota, Metazoa, Chordata, Actinopteri, Syngnathiformes, Syngnathidae. The transcript has 6 exons.
GAAGCAAGCGAGAGAAGCUGAUGAGUUUGAGAAGCCUCCUUGCUUAAGUAUUUUUACCUUAAGAAAAAUGGAUUUUACCGCCAAACAUGGUGCGGUGCUGCUUGAGCAGCUGAGGAAGAUGAGGGAGACCGAGCACCUCACAGAUGUCGUGCUGGUUGCUGAAGGCGUCAGCUUUCCCUGUCACCGCCUCGUUCUGUCCGCCUUCAGCCCAUACUUCCGUGUUAUGUUUACAUGCGGCCUCCGUGAGUGCAAUAACCGAGAAGUAUUCCUGCGGGACACCCCUGCAGACAGUUUGGCUCUACUCUUGAACUAUAUGUACACCUCAGAACUUCCUCUGGACAACAGCAACGUGCAAGGCAUCUCUAUCGCAGCUUUUCUAAUGCAAAUGGAUGAAGUAUUCUCUCGCUGCCAACAACACAUGACUGAGAACAUGGAUGCCACCAACUGCCUUGGUGUCUUUUACUUCGCACGAGACCUCGGUGCAGAAGAACUGGCCGAUCAUGCGCAGCGCUUCCUGAGGCAGCACUUCUUCCAAGUGUGCCAGCAAGAAGAGGUGCUGGACCUGGAGGCCCAUCAGCUUGGGAAGUUGAUCAGCUCAGAUGAUCUUAAUGUUUCAAGAGAAGAAACCAUUUUAGAUGUGGUUAUUCGCUGGGUCAACUACAUCUCUCCGAUUGAAGGAGAAGUGCGUAGCAAGCACCUUCCAGUGCUCCUCGGGAAAGUUCGCCUACCCUUGGUAAAUCCAGACUAUGUAAGAGAGAUGAUGAAGAGGAAUACAGCCUUGCUGGCUGACGCUGAAUGUCUGGAGAUGUUGAGUCAAGCCUUGGAGGACGUAGCAAUGCAUCCCUCUGCAGCACCACGCAAACUAAAAUUGCGUUUUGGGAUGGAGACCACAGAUUUGCUGCUCUGCAUUGGCAACGACGGCAGUGGGAUUAGAUCCAGAUACGGAAACUAUAGCGAGCGCAGCUUUUGUUUCGCCCCGUCAACAGGCCGAACCUACUACAUCACCUCACCUCAAUAUGGAGAGGCACUCGGGUAUGUAUGUGCCGGGGUUACAACCGAAGAAAACAACAUUAUAGUGUCAGGAGAGGCCGGGGCCCGAAGGAUGUCCCGUCAAAAAGAGAUGAAUAUUGAGCUCUACAGGUACAAAGUGGUUGCCCAAGGUAGUUGGGAGCAUCUCACAUCAGCAGAAUACCGUGAUUCAUAUGGUUUAGGCUCCUUGGGUGACACCCUGUACCUGCUGGGUGGGCUGAUGAAGCUUAAGAACCAGUUUCUCAUCACCAACAGCAUGCAGCGAUGGUCAUUGCAGGGAGGACCUUGGCGGAGCGCAGCACCUCUACCAAUGCCUCUGGCUUAUCAUAGUGUGGUCACGCUGAAGGAUCACCUUUAUGUGAUUGGUGGUAAAACCCCUCAGACAUACCGAAUGGAUGAUGAACCAGAGCGUCUCAGUAACCGCCUUCUUGAGUACAAUCCAAACAUAAACCAGUGGACAGAGCUGAGUCCAAUGAAGUACUCAAAAUACAGAUGUAGUGUUGUUGUGCUCAAUAGAGAGAUUUUUGUCAUAGGAGGUAUUGGUUGUGAGGGUGUGGACUGUGGGCAGUCCCGGCGCUGCCUUGAUGCUGUGGAGAUCUACAAUCCUGAUGGAGAUUUUUGGAGGGAAGGACUUCGUCUACCAUGCCCUCAACUAUCACUGCGCACUAAUGCAUCAAAUGCUGGUGUGGUGGGAGGAAAGAUUUACGUGUGUGGAUACUACAAAGGAGCAGAUCGCCAUGAUGACAUAACAAAGGACAUUUUGGAAUUGGACCCCUGGGAGAACCGAUGGACGGUGGUUGCUCGGCACGCUUUGAUGCAUGACAAUUAUGACGUUUGCUUAGUGGCAAGUCUGAAUCCGAGGGGACUGAUAUCCGCACCUGCAGAUCUAUUGCAGUAAAAAAAAUGCAGGAAAAUGCUUGGAUUUUGACAAUGAAAUGACAUUGAUAACGCACUUAGACUGUAGCAUCAAGGGAAAAGGGCAAUUUUUCUUAAGUAGCAUUAAGUAAGUGUUUUGAAAGAAACUGUACUUGGUAGGGAAAUACAGUGCAUCGAGAAAGUAUUCACAGCCCUUCACUUUUUCCACAUUUUGUUAUGUUACAACCUUAUUCAAAAUGGAAUAAAUUCAUUUUUGUCCUUAAAAUUAUACACACAAUACCCCAUUUGCUUGGUGAUGAGCGGUGUCUGGUUUCCUCCAAACAUGACGCAUGGCAUUCACACCAAAUAAUUCAAUCUUAGUCUCAUCAGACCAAAACAUUUUGUUUCUCAUGGUCUGAGUCUUUCCGGUGCAUUUAGGCAAACCUUUUACAAUAAAAUGUCUUCUGUCUGGCCACUAUAAUAUACAGAUCUGCAGAGAGGGUUGUCCUUCUGGAAGGAUCUCUUCUCUCCACAAAACAAUGCUGUAGCUCUGACAGAGUGACCAUCGGGUUAUAGACUAAGAUGAUUACAGCAAUGGACAGAGACAUCCUGGAUGAAAAACAAUGCUUCCUAUCCAACUUGAUGGAGCUUGAGAGGUGCUGUAAAGAGGAAUGUGCGAAACAGCCCAAAAUAGGUGUGCCAAGCGUGUGGCAUUGUAUUCAAAAUGACUUGAGGCUGUAAUUUCUGCCAAAGGUGCAUCAAUAAAGUACUUAGCAAAGGCUGUAAAUACUCAUGUACAUAUGACUUUAUAUUUAAUAAAUGUACAUAUUUAAAAAAAAAAACAUUGUCAUUAUGGGGUAUUGUGUGUAGAAUUUUGAGGACAAAAAUUAUUAAUUCCAUUUUUAGAAUAAGGCUGUAACAUAAAAUGUGGAAAACGUGAAGCGCUGUGAAUACUUACUUUCUGGAUGCAGUGUAUACAGUAUAUUUCUGUAAACUUCCUAACUACGGUACUCUAAAAUGUUUUACUGUGAAUGAAUUAUGUUUGUUAGUGUUAAGCAUAUGCAAAUUACGUAUUUCUGCUGCUUUUUCUCUUUUUGUCAAACAUCUACAGUAUAAAAAAAUUCUGACAGUAAAAACAAUUUUUUGAUGCUGCAUUAACAGGCGUUAAGUACAGGGACAAUAAUUGUUAGCUAUGUUAGCUAUUGUUAGCAACUA